This is a messenger RNA of Ipomoea nil (Japanese morning glory), 633 nucleotides long. RefSeq lists its product as uncharacterized. Lineage: Eukaryota; Viridiplantae; Streptophyta; Magnoliopsida; Solanales; Convolvulaceae. The record is from RefSeq and is a predicted model, not a curated record. The transcript is spliced from 2 exons. The coding region runs from base 1 to 633 and encodes 210 amino acids.
AUGCGAGAUAUUUUGAGCCGUGCAGGUAUGGUGGACUGUAAACCGUUGGCUACUCCGUUUCCAGUGUCCCGACCUUCUUCUGAUUCUGUGGUUCCCUAUGCGGAUCCCACGCAGUAUCGCAGUCUUGCUGGGGCUCUACAGUAUCUUACUGUUACUCGUCCGGAUCUCUCUUUUGCCGUGAAUCGGGUCUGUCAGCAUAUGCACUCUCCAACCACUGAGCAUUGGGCUAUGCUCAAGCGUGUUCUGCGGUAUGUAAAAGGAACUCUGCACUUUGGUCUUUUUAUUCGUCCUUCCUCCUCUGUUGCGGUUCAUGCCUUUUCGGAUUCGGACUGGGCUGGUGAUCCAGCUGACAGGAAGUCUACAAGUGGUUUUGCGGUUUUUCUUGGUGGCAAUCUGAUUUCCUGGUCUUGUCAGAAGCAACGCACGGUUGCUCGUUCGACUACAGAGGCUGAAUACAAGGCUCUGGCUGAUGUGUCUGCGGAGGUCACCUGGUUGGUUUCUCUGUUGCACGAGCUUGGAGUGUCAUUGGCUGCUCCUCCCACUCUCUGGUGUGAUAAUUUGGAUCAUGAUAACCGUUCGAGGAAGCUUGCCUUUAACCUCUCCAAGUUUGAUGACUGGAAAGUUAGGAUGUAG